This is a messenger RNA of Triplophysa dalaica, 1731 nucleotides long. RefSeq names its product carbonic anhydrase 4-like. Gene Ontology annotation, cellular component: plasma membrane. Lineage: Eukaryota; Metazoa; Chordata; Actinopteri; Cypriniformes; Nemacheilidae. Gene Ontology annotation, molecular function: carbonate dehydratase activity; zinc ion binding. Bases 1 to 1176 code for a protein of 391 amino acids. The transcript is spliced from 8 exons. The record is from RefSeq and is a predicted model, not a curated record.
AUGGGACGGGUGACUGGAGUCUUUGAUAAUCCUCCGAGCUUUCCUUGUACACCGCCUGGUGUAGAUAUCCUGGAGGGAGGGAAGCUCACCUCCAACAAUGUGGCGGGCAGUUCGCACGACCCUUUGCAGAGCCCUGCGGUUGCCAGCGGUGCUGUUUCCAUACCAGGCGGUGAUACAGCCGGUCAGGAUGCUCUCCACAGUGCAGGUGUAGAAGGAUCUGAGGAUUCUGGGGCUCGUUCCAAACUUCCUCAGCCGUCUCAGGAAGAAGAGACGCUGAUGUGCCUUCUUCAGCACUGCAUCUGUGUGAGCAGACCAUGUGAGAUCCUCGAAUGGUGCUACCAUCCAAAAGGGAGCUGUAAAGGUCCAGAGAACUGGAAGGAAAUAAACAAUAAUUGUGGAGGUGACAGACAAUCGCCUGUCAACAUAGUGACAAAGACAACCCAACUGGACAAGCGCCUGACGUCCUUCAAUUUAACUGGAUACAAGACCUUAUUCGACAGUACUGUCAAGAAAAACAGUCACACUGUUGAGGUCACUCUAAACCCCACAGCAACAGUAUCAGGUGGAAACCUGGAAGACACGUAUAAGCCCCUUCAAUUUCACCUGCACUGGGGCACAAAUGGAGUUCGUGGCUCUGACCACACCAUCGAUGGAGAACAGUAUCCUAUGGAGCUUCACGUUGUACAUAUAAAACAAAAAUACAGUAAUCUUACGGAGGCUUUCCAGGAUCAAUCUGGCCUUGCAGUGUUUGGAUUCUUCUUAGAGGAGUCAAACAGCACCAACAAAAAUUUUGACAAUCUCAUAAAUGUCCUGAGGAGCAUAGAGAACAAAAGUGGAGAUGUGUCCAUUAAAAACAUCUCAGCCAGUCAGUUCAUUCUGCCGGAGGAGAACAUGACCAGCUAUUACCGUUACAAUGGCUCUCUGACCGCACCCAACUGCUCUGAAUCUGUGAUCUGGACCGUCUUUGAAAAGACCAUUCCUCUUAGCAAAAAACAGCUUGAGUUUUUUUCUUCUCUGAAACUCGACGACGGGACACCGAUGGUUGGGACAUUCCGACCACCACAGCUCCGUAGCGGACGUACAGUUUAUCGGUCGAGCAGUCCGGCGGUCCUGGCCAGCGUGGUGCUUCUCUUCAUCUCCAUCACUACAACAUUCAGUCUGUCCCAUCUAUGCUAAGACAGCCCAACCCAGACUGAACACAAUGAGUUCUCAACAAAACAACAGACCAACAUGAGAUCAAAUAGAAUAUAUUUUUGCUAUAUGAGUGUUUUUCUACAUUUUGGCGGAGUUUUCAGUCUUUCUAAUACCAUUUGGAUAAUAUCAAUAAGUUGUAAGUGACUCUAAACUUUCAAAUAGUAGUGAAUAUAAUUAACCCUUAAAUAAAACUCUGAGAAAAAUAAACAUUUACUCACCAUCAUGCCUUUUAGAAAGAAGCGUCAUCUUACUGUAUUUUUCCAUAUAAAAUGAAACUGAUGUUGAUGUUAAACUUCUACUUGAAUCUGAUUCCUUUUACACUUUUUUCAACAACAAACAAUGUUGCAGGUCUUUUGUGAGGAUACAUGAUUUGUGUUUUUGAAGGUCCCAUGUGUAUUAAACAAUAAUCACAAUGUAGCAAAGUAAGAAUAUGUGAUUUUAAGAUGUACUUUAUUUAAUCAAGUUAAUACUACAUGAUUUUCUCAACAAUUUACUUAAUUUGUUUAAUCAACUAACAUUAGUGUUACAGUAACAUUA